This is a messenger RNA of Paramecium sonneborni, 1876 nucleotides long. The record is from the annotation of a GenBank genome assembly. NCBI's taxonomy places the organism in Eukaryota, Ciliophora, Oligohymenophorea, Peniculida, Parameciidae.
AUGACUGAAGGAUUAAAUAAAGAUGGAUGUCUUAGUAUUAAAUAGCAAAAUUGUAUUUGGGAUUUAUCAAGAAGAAAAUGUAGAGAAAAGAAGCUCAUUAUUGAUAUAAAAGAUGAUUCAUGUGAAUAAUCAAAUUGGUCUUCUCAUUUAUGUUCAUAAAUAAAUCUAGAUAAACCAUGUGGAUUUAUAAAAGAUGGUUGUAAUUUUAUCGAUAUUUAAUAAGCAAGAUGUACUUAAGAAGGAUUGAAUAAAUUUGCUUGUUUGAAUAUAUAAAAGUAUCCUUGCAUUUGGAUUAAAAAUUUAAAUGAUGAAAAUUAUCAUUGUGAAGAUUACAUUCCUCAUCUCUCCUGUAAUUAAAUUCCUUAAAAUGUCAAUUCUAAAGUUUGUUCAAUGGUUAAAGAAGGUGCUUGUUGUUAUAAUUUACAAAAAUUGUAAUGUGAAGUUCCGAAUAAAAAUGAAACUAAUUGUGAAUUGAUGGGAUUAAAUAUUAUUGGGUGCGUUUAAAUUGAAAUGUGUUUUUUUGAUUAAAAAUGCUAAUUAUUAAAUAGAAAUAAUUAUAAAUGUGAUGAUUUUCCAAUAGCUAAUAAAUUAAUUUGUAAGAAUGCUAUUGAUUCUUGUAAAUAUAAUGAAAUUGUUUAUGGAUGUUCAUAUGCUUAUGAUGAACUUUGCUCAAAUGAUUCUUUAAGCAUGAUUGCAUGCUAGAAUUAGAGACAUUGCUCAUAUUUAGAUAAUAAUUGCUAAUGUAAAUAAUACAUUGAUAAUUAUCAUUGCAAUUAUAUUACUAAUAUUGAAAGAUGUUAAGAAUAAAGCCAUUGUAUUUUUUUAAAUAACCCUUCAAAUAGUGAAAUUGAUAUUUAAUAUAAUCAUAAAUGUAGAUAAAAGACAUGUUAAGAUUUUAAAGCAGAUAAAUGUGAUAAUAAUAAAAUUCUAGGAAUUACUUGUUACUGGAACAAUUCUGAAUAAUGUUAAUCAGCAUCAAAAUGUGAAGAUAUAAUUCACUCUACUUAUGAAUGCUCUUAAUAUUAAUUUAAUGGUAGGCCUUGUUAAAUGAUUAAUAAUAAAGGAUUUUGUGAAUAAUUUUCAUGUGAAUAUUUUAGUUAGGAACUUUGUUCUAAAUAUUCAUAAUUUUGUAAAUUUGAUUAGAGUUGUAAAACAAAAUAAUGUCCUGAUUAUAUUGAGGAAUAUUGCAUUUAAAAUGAUUGUAAUUGGAAUAUAAUUGAAGGAACUUGUUAAUAAUAAGUUGAAUGCUCUUAAAUUCAAAAUGAAUCUGAUUGUAAUCGCUAGAAAUACAAUAAAAGAACAUGCUUUUGGGUUAUAUAGAAUGAUAACUAAUUUUGCACUUAAAACACAUGUCGCCAUCUCGAUAAUUCUAUAUUAUGUUCUGGCUCACGUUUUGUUAAUGAAUAUUGUGUUGAGUUAAGUGAUUCUACUUGUGUAUCAUGUGAAGAAAUUUUAGAUAAAUGCGAAUGUAUUUAAUAAUCUAAAUAUUGUUAUUAUGACAUUGAACAAAAUAAUUGUAAGUCUAAGAAUUGUGAGUCUUUUAAAAAUUAGGAAGAAUGUCCUGAUAAUUUAUGUUCAUAUUAUGAUCAUGUAUCUUUUAUUAUUCUAUAUUUAGAAAUGUCAAAAUUAAUGUUAAUAUAUAUAUAAAGAAGAUCAAUGUAAGAAAAUUAAUAGAUGUACUUGGAAGAGUGAAUAACAGAAAUGUCAAGCAUUAUGUGAAAAAUUUUCAGAUGAAUCAUAAUGUUAAGAGAUGAAGGAAUGUUUUUGGAAUGAUGAUCAAUAGAUUUGCCAAAAUAACACCAAUUCUUAUGAGAUAGAAAAGGAAAUAAAAAGUCAUUUGCUUAGUUUAGCUUUAAUUUAGUGGGUUAUGAUAUGA